Messenger RNA from Austrofundulus limnaeus, 1554 nucleotides. RefSeq lists its product as uncharacterized. Lineage: Eukaryota; Metazoa; Chordata; Actinopteri; Cyprinodontiformes; Rivulidae. The record is from RefSeq and is a predicted model, not a curated record.
AACUGAGCACUCUUUAAUUACUUCCUCUUCCCCUACGGUGAUGCCCCCUGUGCGCUCCACAGCAUAUACUCUUUUGGACAUGGACUUAACAGGACUGGAAUCAUUGUUGGAACCACAACCACCACCACCUCGAACUCUACAGCAACCACAACUUGGAUCUGAAAUCUCAAUAAAGGAGUUUAAAACAAUUAUGGAAGACACAAAAACCGAUUUUAAAAGAGAAAUAAAAGACAUGAAGGACAUAAUAAUAAAAAGUGUGGGAGAAUUAAUUCAAGCCCAAAGUCAAGGUCAUUAUGAACACCUGGAUGCGCAAAUGGAAUAUUUUCUUUCACAAACAAAAACUUCUUUUGGUUGGAGAUUGAAACACCAACAAUCUGAGUUGUUAAAAGAGUUUGAAUCUCUGCUCACCCCAAUCACAGAGAGCAUUUCCACCCUGAAAGAAGAGGUUUCACGCCUGCAUGGGGAGAUCUCGACCUGUCAAGCUACAAUCACAACUAUGUCAAAAGAAAUUGUUACAAAAAUUCAGCUUUGUCAGCAGACCACACCAGUGGAUGAAACUGACCAGACCCUGUAUCAAGACAUUCCAGAUCCAAUGACACACAUUAAUAAASCGCGAAUGGAAUCCACGGUUCGACCUGGGUUAACAGGAGCCCGAAUGACGACAUGUGGCAAUACCUUUGCACUAAACAGGACUCGGGACUUGGGAAAAAGUCCUGUAAAAUUGUUGUUUCCAACAUAUGGCAAAUUUGGAGAUCCUUCUGAUCCUUUGCAAUACCUGGAACGGUGUGAGGAUUAUUUGGCAUUGAAUGCUUUYACAGAUGAAGAACUUAUGGCUACAUUACGGAAUGUGCUGCACGGAACAGCCAGAGAUUGGUGGGAUGUAGCCAGGCACCGCAUAAAUACCUGGGCUGAUUUUCAGAGACAGUUUCAAGCUGCUUUUCUUUCUGAGGACUACGAAGACGAGUUAGCAGAAAGAGUAAGGACCCGAGUUCAAGGAGAAAARGAGAACAUCAGGGAUUUCAUAUACAUGUACCAGUCUUUGUGCAGACGAUGGAAACCACAUAUGGAGGAAGAAGAUAUUGUCAAGUUGAUUUUGAAAAACAUUGAUCCCUCAUUGGCCAGUCAGCUAAGAAGUAGCCGAGUAARGACUGUGGAUGAACUUGUUCGUCCAGGGCAACAACUGGAGAAAGAUAGAGACAAUCAACAACAAUAUGACCAUCGGAAACAGACCAAAAUAUUAUCUAAACCAGUGGAGCAUAGACCUCCUCAGCCUGACAACACAGCAAGACAAAAACGACCCAAUUAUAACCAGAAUCAUAACCGCCCCACUCAACCAUUUUGUUGGCYUUGUAAGGAUAAUCACCCUCCUGCAACCUGCCCAUGGGGUGGAAGUAAUAGACCUCCUGCARCCUCAAACUCUUCCCAACCAACUAAUAAUACAACACUCAUCUUGUCAGCUCCUGGCUCAGCGACACUUGGAUCUCUCACAAACACUAGAUUUCCCAGUGAACGUCACUCUAUGCCUACUUCUUCCACAAACCCUUUACCAAGCCA